CAAACAGGAACUAAAACAAUUCAAAUAUAUUAUAGAACGACAUUUUAAAAGUCGUUAAUAAUUCUUUAGUGGAGUGCUUAUAAUAAAUUAACAGGCAGGAUCCACAAUUAUUUCAGAGCAAAAAGCAUUUUGAGUCAUUAAGUGAAAAAUUAAACAUCUGAUGGUUAAUACUUGCAAGCACCUUGUUAAAUACUGAUAACUAUCUUCAUACUAAAUUUGCUAAUACCGAAUAGUUGAAUCAGAGUUUUGCAACAGUAUAUAGUACUGUUUGCUAUCCAAUUAAGAAAUAGACAAAUUCUGAUCAAUAAUUUAAACAAAAAAAAAUGACAAUCCUUAACCCCAUAUUUAAGGAUAUAACCGAGGAGCAAAAGAAAUUGAAUUCUUUUGCUGCUAUGGUUCCUGGUCAAACCAUUGUUGAAAUCCCUUCUUAUGAUCUCGAAUGUGGUGAAACUUUAAAGAAUUUCCCAGUAGCAUAUAAAACCUGGGGAAGAUUAAAUGAAGAUCGUGAUAAUGUAUUGUUAAUUUGUCAUGCAUUAACGGGUUCAUCUGAUGUUCAAGAUUGGUGGGGUCCUUUAUUAGGCAAUGGUAAAACAUUUGAUCCUUCAAGAUUCUUUAUUGUUUGUAUAAAUUUCCUUGGAUCACCUUAUGGAUCAUGUUCUCCUUUAACUGUUGAUAAAUCAACAGGUAAACCUCAUGGUCCAUUAUUUCCUUUAAUUACUGUUAAAGAUGAAAUUGGUAUUCAAAGAUUAAUUUUAGAUUCUUUAGGUGUAAAAGGAAUAUCUUGUGUAAUUGGUGGAUCAAUGGGAGGAAUGCUCACAUUAGAAUAUUCUGCUACUUAUAAUAAUACCGGUUAUGUAAAGACUAUUAUUGCAUUGGCUACUUCAGCUAGAGCUUCAGCUUGGUGUAUUUCAUGGAAUGAAACUCAAAGACAAUGUAUUUUCAGUGAUCCAUUUUAUGAUGAUGGAUAUUAUUAUGAAAAUGGUAGUGGAGUUAAACCUGAUUCAGGAUUAAGUGCUGCUAGAAUGGCUGCCUUGUUGACUUAUAGAUCUCGAAAUUCAUUUGAAACUAGAUUUGGUAGAAAGUUACCAGCAACACAACUUACACCAUCUAAACCAACCACAAAGGAAGAAGAAAUUAAACAAGAAAGAGAGACUGGUAUAAGAUAUCCAAAGACAACGGAUGAAGAGAAUUGGUUAAUACAUAAUGAAGGUUCAAGAUCAACAUCAUUAAAGAACUCUAAUUCUGCCUCAAGUAAUUCAAGUCAUAAACCACAAACUUAUUUCACAGCUCAGUCUUAUUUAAGAUAUCAAGGUAAUAAAUUUAUUAAACGUUUUGAUGCUAAUUGUUAUAUCUCAAUCACUAGAAAAUUAGAUACUCAUGAUAUAACUAGAGGCAAUGUUGAUGCUAGUGCAAAACCAAAUGAAGAUCCAUUGCCAGCAUUUUUACAAACUUUAACAGCACCACAUUUGAUUAUUGGUAUUGAAUCAGAUGGUUUAUUUACAUAUGGAGAACAACAAAUUUUGGGAGAAAAUAUACCUAACUCAGUUUUAAAGAAACUCGAUUCCCCAGAGGGUCAUGAUGCAUUUUUAUUGGAAUUUGAAGAAAUUAAUGGAUACUGUUUAGAAUUCUUACAACAGAAAUUACCCGAAUUUUAUGACGAUAAUUCAGGAAAGUAUGAACUUUUCGAAAAUUGGGCUGAAUUUGUUGACAGUGUGGACAAUGGAGGUAAUUCCGUAUUUGGAGAAGCAGAGAAAAACAUCACUAAUUGGUGAACAGAUCAUAACUAUUGUAAAUAGAGUACUUGUAAAUCAAUCUUUUAAUUGGCUUUAUAUUCGAAUAAUGCAAAAUUGUAUGU
Scheffersomyces amazonensis is the source of this 1855-nucleotide messenger RNA. RefSeq names its product homoserine O-acetyltransferase (gene MET2). Lineage: Eukaryota; Fungi; Ascomycota; Pichiomycetes; Serinales; Debaryomycetaceae. Bases 324 to 1772 code for a protein of 482 amino acids. Gene Ontology annotation, biological process: L-homoserine metabolic process. Gene Ontology annotation, molecular function: homoserine O-acetyltransferase activity. The transcript has a single exon. The record is from RefSeq and is a predicted model, not a curated record.